GUGUCGGGAGCACUUCUCACCGUUUCUUUAGCCUAUCUUGAAUUGAAUACCAAAUACAGCAGGGGCAGUACAUCUUUCUAUUACAUUGUACUGCACGAGAGCAGGCUGUCAGCCUCAUUGUGUGGCAGUUGGGCAGGUAGGGACGACCGGGUAGAAUAUUCGGCGACUAUUUCUGCGACCUCCCGUCGCCUCACGUUCGACUUUGACCCAAGCUCAACCCCGACUCUUUCACAAAGCGUUGUCCCAUAGAUUUCUAUAGCUAGGUGGAUGCAGAUUCAGUUUCUGAUGCGCUGUUCAAUGCCCUUCUUGCUUCGGAAUACUGCUGUCGUGCAAUCCUCCGGAUUGCCCCGAAAAAGAUUGUUUGCUUUAUGGUGUUACUACAAGCACUUUUAUAAGUUGCUACCCAUGACGGCCCUCUCUCGACGAGUAAAAUGUCUAACUGGUCUAUGUCAUCUCUUUUCUGCUGCCGAAAGCCACGCAAGCCUUCCAAACAUCGAAGGCAUGCUCACAAUCGAAACUAUAAUAACCCUGUUGCCCUCCAUCCAUCACUCCCUCUCCCAACACCCAGACCUUUCCCUUCUUAUUCUGAAACUCCACAACCGCUACUUGGAAACUCGUUUCCUUUUCCUUCUCCUCAACCGCCAUCACCUGCAUUCUUCCCACAGUCAGAUCCCCAAAGCUUUUUAGAGCCACGGGGCCCAAGGCCAAUAACGCCCGUCUUUAUUGAGCCUCCUCCACAUAUCCCACAACCACCAAGUCCAAUUCUUUUGCAUCGGCCACAUCCACCUCCAAGACCUCCAGUAGUUCUUGAACGCCCCCGUCCACUACCAAGAUUGAGACCCCCUCGCCCAGUUCUUCUUGAGCCACUUAGGCCAGUAGCGAGAGCGAUACUACCUCGGCUGUUGCGUAGUCCCAGAAUCAGACCUAUAAUAAACUCACCACCUCCUCCACCAAUUGUGAUAAACCAGUCCCCUCCUCCACCAGUUUAUGUUUCGCAUCCGCCACCACAGCAGAUCAUACAACCUCCAGCACAACCAAUACAUACCAUAAUCAAUCAACAACAACCUACACCCGCUAACCACAUAAUUUGUCAUCCUCCUCCUCGAAGUCCUACGCCGUCGCGAAAGGGAUCUUCCGAGGAUAAGUCACUAACCAAAAAUCCAACAGGAAAGGGGUGUCAAAGCAAACCAAGCAACCAACCGACUGGCCAGGGCAAGCCUCCAGGCAAAACACCAAGUACAGGUACAAAAUUAAUCCAAAGCAACCCUUCCAAUUUCGACUCUCGAACCUUGGGAGCAACUCGGCGAUCAUCUCGUCGGGUUACUGGUAUAUUGGUUAGCGAAGAAGACACGACAAAGGGUACAUUAAUCAUCACCAAAGAGAACAUAUAAAUCAAGUCGACGAAGUCUAUUCCCCUCUUCAAAAAAAUAAACACAUCCCCACCCUUCACCACCAUCCAAACGCAAACCUGUAACCUUCUCAACCCCUUACCCUGUGUCCCCAUCUCUAACCAACUCCAGCACCAAUCCACAACUCACCAUCCAUGCCCCUCGGAGCCCCCUUCCGCACGACAUCCGACCUGUCCCUCGAGACCAUGGUCCGAAGCAUCGACUCGGAAGCCGUGUUACGGGACGUCUUCUGUCGGAUCAUGGGGGGUGAUUACUUUUCCCGUGACCCGGAGGUGAGGCGGAGUGGGCUGGUGAGUGCGAGGGAUGUGGGUGUUGAGUAUACGGUUGAAGAGGCAGUGAGGUUGGAUGAUAUUAGGAGGUUCGUUAUUUUUUUCUUUUUCUUUUUCUUUUUCUUUUUACCUGUUUGCUGGCCUCGAUCAAACCGGUUUUGACCAUUCUGGUUAUUUUGGGUUUUUCUUUUGUUUGGGUGAUUGGGGGGUUGAUGGGGAUCGUGGUUUGUUUGUCGUUGUACAGAGUCGAUGGUUUUUGGGUGUGAGUAUUUUGCUGACAAUGGGAUAGAAUCAACCUCACGGUUCAGAUUGCUAAUAGUGGUGUGACGCCACGUAUGCCAUACGCCGAGAUCCAUCCCAAACUUAGUGUGGAAGAUGGGAGGUACCCGAGGGACUUUGAUUACCCUCGGAGAAUCGAGGAGUUUCUGGUCAUGGAGUGUUAGUUCCUCUUGCCUUCAUGUCCUCCUUUUACCCUUCCUUAUAUCACACCCUUUCGUCCAUCUCGUCCUCUCUUUCGCACUCUGAAUUCCCAUCCAUAGUCCUCUGGCGCUUGAUAAGUCAUGAAACUACACCAUACUAACCAAAAACCCACAGCCCAAACCCUCGACCGCAUCCUAACAACCUACUCCCUCCCCCUCACCCACACCCCCCACUCACCCCCUCGCACCCCCUUCCUCAGCGCGGGACUCCACCGCCUCGAAGCAGCCCGCGAAGCAAAACUCAUCGCCCUAUUCCAAUACCUAGGCGUCAACCUCUCCGACUCUUACGCCUCAGAUUUGUACCCCUCCCGCUCCACAGAUCUAUAUCGUGCCUCGGAUUCAACGACUUCACGACGCAUCACGGAUGAGGAUUUGAUUGGUGCUGCGGGGUUGGUGCAUACGGGUGUUUUGGUGGGCACGGGUGGGAUCAAUGGUGUCACUGGUAGGAGUCUUGUCCUUGGGACGCUUGAGGGAGUUGGUGGGAGGCAUCGGGAUAGAGAGCGGGAGAGGGAGGAAAGGGAUAGAUUGGGGUUUUGUGGGACGUAUUUGGCGGGGAGAAGGGGACUUGGGAGUGGGAUUUAGAGGGUGGUUUGUUUUCUUUUGUUUAUUUCUGCUGUUUGUUCGUUUUUCCUUUAGUGGGGGUUUUGUUUCUUUUGUUGUUUUGUUGCUAAAGUUUUUAGGUCCUGAGUUUGAGAUUCAGAUAAGAUUUAUGAUUCUGAUUUCUUUGUGUUUUUCUUUCGAAGAACCUUUUCGUUGCAGAGACGUGGCGGAUUUCAUAAGGAUACAUGAGAGGGUGCGAUUCUUGGUAUGUCUCCUAGAUUGGAAUCAUGGGAUUUGGGGAACCACGGGAGGGUUGUUUCGGAUAUAGCAUGUUCCUGUCACUCGUUACCAGUUUUUGCUUUCACUAUUGGCAGUUUCUAGAAUUAUGGUGGUUUUUUACUUAAUAUAGUUGGUUUCCCGUUUAUCAUCA
Messenger RNA from Hymenoscyphus albidus, 3127 nucleotides. NCBI's taxonomy places the organism in Eukaryota, Fungi, Ascomycota, Leotiomycetes, Helotiales, Helotiaceae. The record is from the annotation of a GenBank genome assembly.